This is a messenger RNA of Melampsora larici-populina 98AG31, 663 nucleotides long. RefSeq lists its product as uncharacterized. Bases 1 to 663 code for a protein of 220 amino acids. The transcript has 5 exons. Lineage: Eukaryota; Fungi; Basidiomycota; Pucciniomycetes; Pucciniales; Melampsoraceae. The record is from RefSeq and is a predicted model, not a curated record.
AUGACUCAAAUAUGGACUUUUGCUAUCAAGGCCAACUCUACUCUCAGCAGAUCUGAAGUCUUGGCUAAAGUUUUUUGUUGGGUAGACAUGCAAAUCACCGAGCUUCAGCACCAAGUUACCAAAGCUAGGCAAAAUCUCUCUGUGAACAGCCUUCCGUGUGGCUUCUUUAUCAUACCCAUUGCACCGCUGGAGACGGUCCCUACCUUUGUAUCUCAGGCUUCUGAUCUAGCCAAAAACUCAGCUACACUUGCCAGAAGUUAUCUGCAGGUUAUUGGUGAAAUGAGCCAUAGUUACAACUGGGGCAUGUCUUGUUUUGUGUCUGAGAUGCAAAUUACUACCGACCCCUUGACAUCCCCAGGCUGGGUCAAAACAUAUGACUUUGAGCACUUUUGGAGAGAUUUCAUUGCCCAUCAGAGCCAGGUAAUUGACUAUCUGCUUAAGACUGAUUCAUUACCCCAGACUUGCCAGCAAUCAUAUCAACCAACUGUUUUCAACACGCCCUGCCUACAAGAGGUCAACGGCAAGCAAGUUAUAUGUUCUGACCUGGAACAAUAUGUAUAUUGGACAAUGAACCCCAUGACUUGCUCUCAGGAUUCCCUUCAUCCUACCACAACAAUGCAUCAAAUCAUUGCGCAAAGUCUACUCCCUGCUGUCAAUUACUGA